UUAUUAAAGGGCCAUCAACCAAAACAGCUGUAGCGGGAGAGCCGCGUGUUUGGGGAACACUGCACUAAAAAAAGGGUACAUUAAUGACAUUGCCAUGUUUAAAUAAAGUUUAUAAAAAAAAAAAAAAAAAAAAAAAGAGAAAAAGAAAACAGGAACGAAAACAGCAGUGUACGAGCUAGGCGUCGUGCGCGCGCACAGUCACAUGACUGACGGGGGCUCAGGCGGCGGGGACGCGCUCAGUCAGUCAGUCAGUCCGGAUCCGGCCCGAAGAAGACGGUUCCGCCAUGUACCGAGCCCUAUACGCCUUCCGUUCUCCGGAGCCUAAUUCCUUGCAGUUCGGGGCCGGGGAGAACUUCCUGAUCCUGGAGCGGUGUAACCAGCACUGGUGGUUGGCCAGCCGCUGCAGCAGCGGGGACACGGGCUACGUGCCAGCUUCCUACCUGGAAAGGAUGAAGGUGCAAGAACAAGAUGUUGUACUCCAGUCAAUUGAUCGAGCUAUUGAAGCCAUUCACAAUGCAGCUAUGAAGAAUGGAGGAAAAUACAACUUAGAGCAGAGAGAUGUCCUGCAAAAACUUAUCCAUCAUAGGAAAGAAACUCAAUCCCGAAAAACUCACUCACCAACCAGCCAGUCAAGUACCAUGUCAAACACUUCCAGUGACUUCCACUUAGAUAAAGGGAAACAGCCCAAUGGCUUGUGCAAAACUGGGUUUGAUAGGCACAUGAGCUUGCCUAGCUCAGAGAUUCAGUCAGAUGAGGAUGGGCAGUAUCAGAUUCCACCUCAGCCCCGACGUGCUGCUCCUAUUACACCACCUCCACCUGAAAAACUGAAAAAUGCCCAGAGGUCACAGGCUACUAAAAAUGGUGUGGAUAAAACAUCAAGGUCCAUACUAAACAUGUCCACUGCUAGCAUGUCGUCUCUGGACACUUUGUGCACUACUUCCACAGACUCCUAUCAUCUCACUGCAGCUUCAAGUCCCAGUCACACCCCUCCACCUGUCCCCAGCAGAAGUGCACAUACCACAGUGUCCCAUGGUCUGGACACCUGCAGCUCAGUCCCUGGAACACUAAACUCUCACAGCAGACCAACGGCUACAGCACCUCCUGACAAAGAGGGUUCUGCUGAAAAUGACAGGAACCUACAAACCAAGAGAACUGCCCCAGCCCCUCCCUGCAUGGAAGCCUUUAACACAGUCAAGCAGGAGAGCAAAACGAAAUCACCGUCAAAGUCCUUGGCACCAGAAACUGAAAACUCUGCUGCAACUGUUCCAAAAACCAUUGGUGCUGAGUUAAUUGAACUGGUUAGAAAGAACACAAACCUCAGCUAUGAACUGUCUCGUGUGGCCAUCGGUGUCGUUGUUGGGCACAUUCAGACAAUGGUCCCGUCUACAAGUUCUGUGAUGGAGCAGAUUCUCAUCUCUCUAGUGGAAAGCAAGGACUCCAACACCGGAUUACCUUCUGGACAAAUCUGUCACGACGAGCAGCGUCUGGAGGUCAUCUUUGCAGACUUGACCAGGCACAAAGAUGAUGCUCAGCAGCGUAGCUGGGCCCUCUACGAAGAUGAGAAUGUCAUCCUGUGCUACCUGGAGGAACUCCUCUUAAUCCUGACAGAUGCAGAUCCCGAGGUGUGCAAGAAGAUGUGCAAGAGGAACCAUUUUGAGGCCAUUCUGUCCCUGGUGACUUAUUAUCAAAUGGAGCAUCGAGUGCCGCUGCGUUUGUUACUUCUCAAGUGUUUUGGAGCCAUGUGCAAUCUGGAUGCCUCCAUUAUUUCUUCUCUUGUCAACUCUGUCCUUCCUAUGGAGCUGGCCAGAGACAUGCAGACACACACCCAAGAACACCAGAAACUCUGCUACUCUGCAUUAGUCCUGUCUAUGAUUUUCUCCAUGGGAGAGCCACUUCCCUACCAUCAUUACGAGCAUCUCAACUCCCAGUUUGUCCAGUUCCUUCUUGACGUGAUUGAGGAUGGUCUGCCUUCCGACACUACCGAGCAGCUGCCUGACCUGUUCAUUAAUGUGCUUCUGGCUUUUAACUUGCACAUAGCAGUUCCAACCAACAAUGUGAUUAUGAAAACUCUUUGUAAACGUCCCAAUGUCAAGAUCUUUACAGAGAAGCUGCUUCUGCUUCUUAACAGAGGAGACGAUCCUGUUAGUAUCUUCAAGCAUCAGCCGCAGCCCCCGCACUCUGUACUGAAGAUUCUGCAGGAUUUGUUUGCCAGUUCAGACACUGCUAAUAUCUUGUACCACACAGACAUGAUGGUAAUGAUCGAUAUUGUUGUGCGUCAGAUAGCAGAUCUUUCUCCAGGAGAUAAGCUCCGGAUGGAGUACCUCUCCUUAAUGCAUGUCAUCAUUCGUUCCACCGAUUACAUGCAGCACCUGCACCGCCGACAAGACCUGCACAGCGUAAUGCAGCGUAUCCUAAAUGAGGAAGAAGGUGGCCCUCACUGUCAGAUGGACAAGAUGAUUAUCCAGGAAAUUUACAAAGAGUUUCCUCAGAUCUCCCCUGAAAAUGCUUUAUUGACCAGUUUGCAUGAGUCUGAAGAAGGAUGAUAUUUUUUUAAGCAAAGCCGCAGCAGAAUAUUUUACCACAAACGUUCUAUUGCUAUUUUAAACUUGCAUGUUUCAGGUAGAAAAAUGGCGUCAAUGGAAAACCCAUGCUGAUCCAGGCACUUGUCAGCAGCAGGUUGUAUCCAUUGUCAUAUGUCUCCUGUGUGCUAUGUUCUGUCCUAUGAUCAUUAUGGUGUGUAUCUUUCUUUAUAGUCCCCUGUUGUAUAAUGUUAUAUCUUUCCAAUUUGAAGCUUUUUUUUUAAAUAUUAUAUUAGUUUUCGUACAAGCAGUUUCCUAAGGUAUUGUGAUUAUUGCAGUAGUUGCUUAGGUAAACAAGUGGUUCUAUAAUAACCUGCAGGUCUGGUUCUCUGCUGCAGCUCUCCACAUGCCAAUUAACAGAAUCAUUCACAGAAUCCAGUCUGCUGUAUUAGGUGUAUGUAGGUGCCUGUAUUCUGCUGCAAGAUAUCAAGAAAAAUUCAGGUAAAAGUUGGGUAUUUCCAUGAUGAGUUGGAUCGAAGUUAAAAGCCAGGUAUUCUCAUUAUUUGGAGCACCCAUUGUACAGGAGAAGCAGGGCUAAAGUUGUAAUUUGUUGUGAAUCUGGCGAUGCGACAUACUCUGUUCUGCUACAUAUGUUGGUGUAUAAUUAUGUUUCACUAGGUUUCCUGAAUACUGUAGGUUUCACCUACUGUACCCUAUCCUAAAAUGCCCGGAAGGUGGAUGAAAUACAGCUUAUAUGGCCCUUUUAGCCUCGCUGCAACAUCAAAAGAGGACACUUUAGUUCUGCCUUGAGAUUCAGAUUAUUCCUUGUAUUUCAGGGGCAUUAUCUUGCUUCUAUUGUCACCUUCCUGGCACUGUGGGAGCAGUAAACUGUGAUAACUAGUGAUUUCUCCGUUAUUGAAGUUCCGUCGCAUGUUCCGUCACGAUUUUCUGCAAAAACCUGCCGUUACAAAACCCCUGACGGCCGAGACUAAAUCGCAUUGCAGAAUAUGGGAUUUUGUAACUGCCCGUUUGCACCUGUAUAUGCCCGUAAUUAAUUACAGACGUU
This is a messenger RNA of Hyla sarda, 3585 nucleotides long. It is a transcript of the gene NCKIPSD, whose product is annotated as NCK interacting protein with SH3 domain. The transcript is spliced from 14 exons. Lineage: Eukaryota; Metazoa; Chordata; Amphibia; Anura; Hylidae. The record is from RefSeq and is a predicted model, not a curated record. Gene Ontology annotation, molecular function: protein binding; Arp2/3 complex binding. The coding region runs from base 285 to 2543 and encodes 752 amino acids. Gene Ontology annotation, biological process: endocytosis.